Saccharomycodes ludwigii is the source of this 1161-nucleotide messenger RNA. RefSeq names its product Mss2p (gene MSS2). Lineage: Eukaryota; Fungi; Ascomycota; Saccharomycetes; Saccharomycodales; Saccharomycodaceae. Gene Ontology annotation, molecular function: protein binding. The transcript has a single exon. The coding region runs from base 1 to 1161 and encodes 386 amino acids. The record is from RefSeq and is a predicted model, not a curated record.
AUGAUAUAUGCUCGUAAUAUAUUACAAAAAGGUACUAUUACCAGAUUCUAUACAACAAUAACCAAUAAAAUAUCGACUGAAAAUAUUACUAAAAAGACAAUCAAAAGACCACCAUUCUAUAAAGUGUUUCCAAAGAAAAAAUUUAUAAGUAAGAUUUUAUUUGAGCUAGGAUCUGAUCACACAUAUGGUAAAUUAUAUCCAAUAUAUGAAUCUAUUUACGAUAAUUUAGAUGGACCAGACGUUAAAAUUAAAGUUCCUCCUGAAAUUAAAGCAAAUGCCAUGAUGCUGAUGAAAAAAACAUUGGAAAGAGUUAGAUUUAAAACAAAAGCAAUUAACAAACACUUAUUAGCACUUGAAAAUGAAAUUUUGGAUAAAGCUGCAGAAAUGGGUGAUGAUGAUGCAAUAUCUUUAUUGGCAUUUGAAGUAUUAAAAUGUCCGGAGGAAAAUACAAAAGAAGACGUGGAAUAUGCCAAAAAAUUAAUAGAACAUUUAUAUAAAGUUAAGAAACAUCCACUAACAACAAAAUUGGCAGGUGACUUGGCAUUAAAAAAUAAAGAUUACGAUAAAGCUUUGAGUUUUUAUAAACAAUUUUUAAGUAAAGAAAAUGAUACAUAUUUGGCAGGCACUGUUUAUGAACAAAUAGGCAAAUUAUACUUCCAAACAACAAAUUUAUCUGAAGCGGAAAAUAAUUUUUUAAAAGCUAUCAAAUAUUCCCCCAUUGAACAGGUAGUACAAUCCUACUUCUAUUUAAGUCAGUUGUACACAAACUCAGAUCCACAAAAGUCUAAGAAAUAUCUGGAAUUUUGCGCCUCUCAAGGAUUUAAAGAAUCGUUUAAAUUGCUAGGGUUUUUGGAAAUGAACUAUUUUGGCGACUUAAUUAAAGCAAGAGAGUGGUUUGGUUUGGGAAUGGAAGUUUUUGAUUUAGAAUGUUAUGUAGGAUAUUUUGAUUGUUGUUGGAGACUGAAAAGUUGGGAAAAAUGUUGGCAUUGCUAUAGUUCGAUAAAAAAACUAGCUGCAACGAAUGAACGAGCAAAAACAUUAUUACACAAUUUUGAACUAUAUAGAAGAGACACAAUAACAGAAUUGAAUACAAUAGUCUCUAGAGAGGGCAUUGACCACGAUAAUAAGGUAUUACUGGAUAGAAAUGGUAGAUGGAAUUAA